Colletotrichum costaricense is the source of this 363-nucleotide messenger RNA. RefSeq lists its product as uncharacterized. Bases 1 to 363 code for a protein of 120 amino acids. NCBI's taxonomy places the organism in Eukaryota, Fungi, Ascomycota, Sordariomycetes, Glomerellales, Glomerellaceae. The transcript has 2 exons. The record is from RefSeq and is a predicted model, not a curated record.
AUGACAAGACGACCCAGCAGCUUCUGUCCGAACACCACAAUCACACCACCCUCCUCGCCUACCGACAGCGAGAUUCUAUUACAGGAGAUAGCGCUGCAGGGAAUUAGCAUUAGAAGCGUCGGUCCCCGUGCUGAAGCUGCCCACCGGCUUGCUAUCGCGCAAUCUGCGCCCGCAGGUGAAGCUAUCGAGACCACCGAGAUUGGCGACCGACAGGACCACACCAGCGCGUCAAGCCAAGGCAACAAUUCUAAACAUUCCGAACACGAGACAGAUGUCUACGAGAUCGAUCUCAUACACGCAGUUCUUGAGGAGAAGCAGUAUUGGUCAGAAGAGGCGGAGGCAGAGGCGGAGGCUACAUUCUAG